CCCUUCUGCAAGUCCCGCGCGCCUUCCUCCUUUCUAGCAGAGGAAGUGUGUGGCCGGUUUAGCAACUGCUGUUCUUCUUGAUAGCCUGGGUCUCUCUACACCCGCGGAGGCCUGGCAACCUGCUCACUGUGCCGAAGCUACAGCAGCUGAUGGAGAGACGGUGACGGCGCUCCUGGCAGGCCCUUGGCAGCUACUCCCAGGGGAGACCAUGCCCAGCUUGUGAAGGCUUCGAGCAUCUUCGACAGCCCAGGGAGACAGAGCGAUGGGAAACAGUAUGCGAUCCACCCCAGCACCUCCCGAGAGGCCUGUGCCCAGCCCAGAUGGACUGGAUAGCGACUUCCUGGCCGUGCUGAGUGAUUAUCCAUCUCCUGACAUCAGCCCCCCCAUAUUCCGCCGAGGGGAGAAACUACGAGUGAUUUCUGACGAAGGGGGCUGGUGGAAAGCCAUUUCCCUUAGCACUGGUCGAGAGAGUUAUAUUCCUGGAAUAUGUGUGGCCAGAGUUUACCACGGCUGGCUGUUUGAAGGGCUGGGCAGAGACAAGGCAGAGGAGCUGCUCCAGCUGCCAGACACGAAGAUGGGCUCCUUCAUGAUCCGAGAGAGUGAGACGAAGAAAGGUUUUUAUUCUCUCUCGGUGAGACACAGGCAGGUGAAGCAUUACCGCAUCUUUCGCCUGCCGAACAACUGGUAUUACAUCUCCCCGAGGCUCACCUUCCAGUGCCUGGAGGACCUGGUGAAUCACUAUUCCGAUGGAAAGAAAUAG
Molecule: messenger RNA, 760 nt
Organism: Leptonychotes weddellii (Weddell seal)
Lineage: Eukaryota; Metazoa; Chordata; Mammalia; Carnivora; Phocidae
Source: RefSeq, a predicted model, not a curated record